Molecule: messenger RNA, 2550 nt
Organism: Colletotrichum scovillei
Lineage: Eukaryota; Fungi; Ascomycota; Sordariomycetes; Glomerellales; Glomerellaceae
Exons: 11
Coding region: 1-2550 (849 amino acids)
Source: RefSeq, a predicted model, not a curated record
AUGUCACUGAUAGUUCUCAUAAACAAAUCUUCCGCAUCUAGCCACAGUAACUCACUCAUCAACAUCACUACGAUCGACUGCCGGAUGUACCAUGAUGCCUGGUGCGCUCCGUCAUCGAGAUCUUCGGGACCCAGACGGAAAAGCGUGACAGCACCUUGGGACAGUCGAGCGAUGAAUCACUUGAUCCAAGUGGUCCUGAGUAUCUAUGGACGGAUCUGCCAAUGGAACGGCGAAAAGAGGACGCAACUAGAAGCCCCGCAGCCAUCAGCGCUGCUUCGCAAGUCGAACGCGUCAAAUGCCCUACGAGUGCCGGACGAAACGAUUUCAAAGCCAGCGCCCUAUGACGAAGACCGGUCAUCACACGUUUCGAUAUGGGCAUUCUGGGUCUCGGAUUGGAGCCUGUCAUAUGUUCCACGUUUGCAAGGUGUGUUGCAGGAAAGACAAGAACAGUUUGAUACGCGAAUUAUUGUGCCAUCCUAUAUUGCCCGAUCACUUGCUGAUACACUGACAGAACCCCGAAUUGGCUCGGCGAGCUUACAAGGAACACCGCCAAAUGACCGAAGUAAUGGCCGAGCAGAAAGUCGGCUGCCGGGUCCGAGCCCGGCCAGUUCGGAGUUGGUGUAUGUGGUAGAAAUAUAUCCCGAAGGUCACCAAUUCCGACUGCUCUAUUCUCAUCAGGGCGGCCUUGCUGCAGCGAAAGAUUCGAGAAUGUGUCUUGCGACUUCAGUCAAUGUCGAUAGACGCAUACACGUCCCCUCUUUCGGCAGCGGCGACACACUGGCUUAUCUUCGUCACACUAGGUGUCGCUGCACAACAUGGUCCCUCCAGCGCGACGAACCAGCAUCCAACAACAGUCAAGGUGCCAGAGUGGUUAAUGGGCUGCCCUGCUAUCAGGUUCGAAUCCUGUCCUUGACGUACAAGCAAUAUCGAUCAACUACGUUUUUUGAGUACGGCGAUGGAGUUCGUGAUAACAUUUUGCUUCGCAAAUAUGCGCAUACUAUGGCAGUGGCUGGCUCUGCUAUAGGAAAACCUUCCUUGUCAGACUCGUGUGGGAGGGCUGUCGAAUUCACUCAAAAUGCAUGGAAGAUGACACCAGGAUGCCUUGUUGGUUGGGACGCGCCUGCGCAGCAAAUGCGGCCGACCUCCUGGCUGGCUGUCGACCGAAAUGCCUCGGUGCCAAAUCAACACGACGCCCCUCACAUUAUCAUUCUGAGCCGCCUGUCAUUCGACCUGCGCCAGAGUGCUAAAUUGCAUCUGGUUUACUUUAGCUACACGAAGAAACGGCGGACGCCUCGCCGGGGAGUCAAUUGGAGACGCCAGUGCACGGGGGCUGCACCUCAACAGCAGCGAAAAGGAGGCAGCGUCUCGGAGAAAUGGAAGUUGCUUAGCAGCCUUCGGUCUCCCCUGCCACUGGGCAGCCUAGGCUUCGUGCAACAGCGCGGCCCUGGAACGCCACGCCGCAGGCGGCUGCUAUGGGACAGGGUCCUGAACAACGUGCUGACGGAGCCCUAUGGUUCUUGGCAUCGCACCAUGGACCUUUUCGGGGGCGUCUUUGCGCCUCAAACAUUGGCAUUACGGACCAAGGGGCUGGGCAUCGAAAAUCGAUCCGCGGCUACCGUUGAACGGCGGCUUGCUCGGACCAAGGUGCUGGCCAGAGACUGGACAAAGACGACGGUAUACGAUUUCUCGCCAGUUUGUCAUUUCCGUCGUUCACUAACAACUGCUAGUUGCUGCUAUCACCACACAACCCCAGAGCAAAGUCGCUCGCACGGCUCGUGGACUGAUGAUCCCACGGAGUCGGCAGUAGAAAAAGGCAGUGAUGAGCGCCCUAGUGUGGUGUCACUGUCACCGCUGCGAGAAGAGACCGCAGACAUCCCACGUCAAGGGUUGCAUGACAGGGCACGGACAGGCGCGGCAUUCGUCAGAACAGAUGACUUCCACUAUGGCAUCUUGCCAUGUCUUUGCUCUGCUUUGUCGGCGCCGGUUCGGAGCGAAGAUAUUCAGACAGGGAGGACCCCGAAGACUACAGCGGGAGCCCGAACACAUGUCGUGGUUCGUCCAGCGCCUGGUGCCAUCAUCGGACCAUUCGCACUAGAAGGUGUGUAUUUCGACUCGGUAUGUGCAUACAUACACGGAAGCAAUGGGACUUGGCCUUUUGGCGAUCGAGUCCACGGCAAAGGGUGUGCAACAAUCGCCCAAGCUUUCCCCGCAGCUCAGCGCCAUGUGGUCGUCGAUUGCGCGCUUCUGAUGGAGGCUUUCAGCAUACGGACGAUGGCUCAGAACCUGAGUAGACUGAAUUGCGGUACAGAAGAGCUCUCAAACCAUCCUCAAAGUGUUUCCCACACAGAAAGAGAGGAAAUGCAAUGGCGCUCGACACACACCUUAGAGAACCUUCCCGCCGGCCUUGUAUCCGCGUCAACAUCUGAAGCCGGAGUCAACGGGGCUUGGGGUGUCUCGAAUAGGCUGGGAUAUUGCCAGUCCACCCCCAGAUUCCCCGCAACACCCAUCUUUAGGGCACGGUUGAUUUGGACAGUGACCGGCAGGAUGUGA